UCGGACGGUCAACCGAAAUAAAUUGCUUCACCGCCCUUCACUCCGUCUUCUUCCACGCGAGGCGACCAGGCUGGUUUUGAAUCCUGCACGGUUGUUUGUGAUUUGGUUCCCUGCUCAGUGAUUCAGUGGAGUGCUCAGGAUGAAGAUUGCUGUGAUUGGUCAGUCCGUGUUUGGACUGGAAGUGUACAAGGAGCUGAGGAAAGAGGGUCACAGUAUCGUUGGGGUUUUCACCAUCCCAGACAAAGAUGGCAAAGCUGAUCAACUGGGCGCAGAGGCAGAGAAGGACGGCCUUCCCGUGUUUAAGUUCCCGCGCUGGCGCUUGAAGGGCCAGGCCAUCAAAGAGGUGGUGGACAAGUACAAAGCCGUGGGGGCAGAGCUAAACGUUCUGCCCUUCUGCUCCCAGUUCAUUCCUAUGGAGGUCAUUGACCAUCCCAAACACGGCUCCAUCAUAUACCACCCCUCCCUGCUCCCCAGACACCGCGGAGCCUCUGCUAUCAACUGGACUCUCAUCCACGGUGACAAGAAAGGUGGGUUCACUAUCUUCUGGGCAGAUGACGGGCUGGACACUGGACCAAUCCUGUUGCAGAGGGAGUGUGAUGUUGAGCCUGACGACACAGUGAACACCAUCUACAAGCGUUUCCUGUUUCCAGAGGGAGUCAAAGGCAUGGUGGAGGCAGUCAGACUGAUUGCAGAGGGAAAGGCUCCCAAGAUCAAGCAGCCAGAAGAGGGCGCCACAUAUGAGUGUAUUCAGAAAAAAGACAAUGCACAGAUUGACUGGAAUCAGCCAGCUGAGGCCAUUCAUAAUUGGAUUAGAGGAAAUGACAAAGUCCCUGGGGCUUGGGCUGAAGUGGCUGGACAGAAAGUCACAUUUUAUGGGUCAAUGCUGGUGGAUAACGGCCCGGCCGCCAGCGGACAGUCUCUGGAAAUCCCCGGUGCCAGCCGGCCCGGUCUUGUCACCAAGGCUGGACUAGUGCUGUUUGGCAACGACGGCAAAACACUGCUUGUGAAGAACUUGCAGUUUGAGGAUGGGAAGAUGAUUCAGGCGUCUCAGUAUUUUAAAGUGAGCUCUAGCACAGCAGUGGAGCUCACAGAAGAGGAGAAGAGCUUCGCUGAACAGAUGAGGGCCGUGUGGAAGAGCAUCCUGACAAACGUGGACAUUAUUGAGGAUUCUACAGAUUUCUUCAAAUCAGGGGCUGCCUCCAUGGAUGUUGUCAGGUUGGUGGAGGAGGUGAAGUUGCGUGCGAACGAGCUCCAGGUGCAGAAUGAGGACGUUUACAUGGCAACGACCUUUCAGGAGUUCAUCCAGAUGUGUGUGAGGAAACUGAGAGGAGAGGAUGGGGAGGAGGAGCUUGUUGUUGACUAUGCGGAGAAGAAUGUGAACAACAUGACUAUCCAGAUGCCCCAUCAGCUGUUCAUUAACGGAGAGUUUGUGGAUGCAGAAGGAGGAAAAACCUAUAAAACCAUUAACCCCACAGACGGACAGCCCAUCUGUGAGGUGUCGCUGGCUCAGAUCUCUGAUGUGGAGAAGGCGGUGGCUGCAGCAAAGGAGGCAUUUGAGGAAGGGGAGUGGGGCAAGAUGAACCCCAGAGACAGGGGCAGACUCAUGUACAGACUUGCUGAUCUGAUGGAGCAGCAUCAGGAGGAGUUGGCCACUAUUGAAGCCAUUGACUCUGGUGCUGUUUACACACUGGCCCUGAAAACACAUGUCGGCAUGUCCAUACAGACCUUCAGGUACUUCGCAGGCUGGUGUGACAAGAUUCAGGGCUCUACCAUCCCAAUCAACCAGGCCCGACCCAACCGCAACCUGACCUUCACUAAGAAAGAACCAAUAGGGGUGUGUGCCAUCGUCAUCCCAUGGAACUACCCACUGAUGAUGUUGGCGUGGAAAACUGCCGCCUGCCUGGCAGCAGGCAACACUGUCGUCCUGAAGCCUGCCCAGGUCACUCCCCUCACUGCAGUCAAGUUUGCUGAACUGACGGCCAGAGCUGGGUUUCCCAAAGGCGUGGUCAACAUCCUUCCAGGAUCAGGGGCCCUGGUCGGCCAGCGUCUGUCAGAUCACCCCGACGUGCGUAAACUGGGAUUCACUGGCUCCACAGAGAUCGGCAAACAAAUCAUGAAAAGCUGUGCCAUCAGUAAUGUGAAAAAAGUGUCUCUGGAGCUGGGUGGGAAAUCUCCUCUCAUUAUCUUUAAUGACUGUGACCUGGACAAAGCUGUGAGAAUGGGCAUGAGUUCUGUUUUCUUCAACAAAGGAGAGAACUGCAUCGCCGCUGGAAGACUGUUUGUUGAGGAGUCCCUCCACGACACGUUUGUGCAGAAAGUGGUAGAAGAGAUAAAGAAGAUGAAGAUUGGAGACCCUCUGGACCGCUCCACAGACCACGGCCCUCAGAACCAUAAAGCCCAUCUGGACAAAUUGGUGGAGUACUGUGAGAGAGGGGUUAAAGAAGGAGCCACACUCGUGUAUGGAGGAAAGCAAGUCAACCGGCCAGGCUUCUUCUUUGAGCCCACAGUGUUCACUAACGUGAAGGACGGUAUGUUCAUCGCCACAGAGGAGUCGUUUGGCCCCAUCAUGAUCAUUUCAAAGUUUAAGGAUGGAGACGUGGACGGCGUGCUGCAGAGUGCCAACGCCACGGAGUACGGCCUGGCGUCGGGCGUCUUCACGCGCGACAUCAGUAAGGCCCUGUACGUGAGCGAGAAGCUGCAGGCCGGCACUGUGUUCGUCAACACCUACAACAAGACAGACGUGGCAGCACCUUUCGGCGGCUUCAAACAGUCCGGCUUCGGCAAAGACCUGGGCCAGGAAGCUCUAAAUGAGUAUCUGAAGACGAAAGCUGUGACCAUUGAGUAUUAAAACACACACACACACACACACAUUUUAUUUUGUUUCACUGUGAAGAUGAAUGUAAUGUUGGUGAAGAGGUUUUCAGAGGUGAGACUCGUUCUUGCCUGUCCUAAGAAUGCAGACGCUGCUCUUUCUGAUUAAUGCAGUGUGAAUGCGGACGCUGCUCUUUCUGAUUAACGCAGUGUGAAUGCAGACGCUGCUCUUUCUGAUGAACACAGUGUGAAUGAGGCAAUGUUAAUGCCAUGAGCCUAACUUGGCACCUGACAGAAAUAACAUAGAGAUGCUUUUGGCUCUGUCAGUGUAGCUGUAGAGCUGCUUGUUAUGAUUAGUUUUAUCACACAAAAAAGGGCUCAUCAGCAAAACUCUCAACUAAAUUCAUGAAGCCUAGGUCUCAGUUAAAUUCAUUUUAACAAGUGUCUCAUUCUAAAAUAAGCCCAGGGAACCCAGUCACUGUUUUAACUGUGAAAUCAACAUAGCUUUGAUCUUCAAAUGAUCUGUUUUUGUUUUUUCCUUUUUUGUAUGUAUAUUGAUUUUUUUUUCCAUACUCUUCCUAUAAAGACUGUAAAGACACUGUCCUGUUUAACUAAAGCCGUAAGCUGAGGAAAAGAGCUGGUUGCUGUGAAAAUGGAUCAGAGGUUCUAUUUGAAGUGUUUGGGUUUAGUGACAUCACACUGCUGUGAAGGGGACUCACUCUCUGAAUAAAUCCAUAUUUAACACUCUGCACUGUGGUCCAAGGAGGAAAAACCUAGUCAUGAUUUUACGCUGAGUGACUAAUUCUCUUGUCAUUUUUUUCUGUUAGUGUUUGUGAAGCAACAUUAACAGAAAUUCUACGUUUGCAAAAAUAAAUAUAAGACAUUUAUUAAGCA
Chanos chanos (milkfish) is the source of this 3705-nucleotide messenger RNA. It is a transcript of the gene aldh1l1, whose product is annotated as aldehyde dehydrogenase 1 family, member L1. Gene Ontology annotation, biological process: one-carbon metabolic process; 10-formyltetrahydrofolate catabolic process; biosynthetic process. The record is from RefSeq and is a predicted model, not a curated record. Gene Ontology annotation, molecular function: formyltetrahydrofolate dehydrogenase activity; oxidoreductase activity, acting on the aldehyde or oxo group of donors, NAD or NADP as acceptor. Bases 140 to 2848 code for a protein of 902 amino acids. The transcript has 23 exons. Gene Ontology annotation, cellular component: cytoplasm. Lineage: Eukaryota; Metazoa; Chordata; Actinopteri; Gonorynchiformes; Chanidae.